AAAUUGGGCCUCUCAAUGUUGGGCCAUCAAACUAGAGAAGGCAGGAACCUUCUUUACUCAUCCGAGUCCCACGCCAAGAAAAACCCUAGGCAUCGUCGGCGCAUCUCCGACCGCCAUAGCAGCAGCAGCAGCCCCAAAGAGGCGGCGCGACGCGACAGCACAAGCCGCGGCGGCUGUUCGGAGAGGAGGGAGAUGACGCAGAAGCAGAGCCUGUUCAAGGGGCAGAAGAAGAACAAGUCCAUCCCUCCCAGCCGCCACGGCAAAGCCCCCCACGUCCGCAAAGGGAAGAGGGUCGUGAAGCCGAACAAGUUCACUGAGGACAUGGACGCCGACAAGGAACUCACCAAGUUCAUCAACCACUGCAAUGAGAUAAAAGCUGCAAAUCUUGCUAGCAAAGAAGGCGGCGACCUCAAUAUCUUGAAGCCGGACGGCGAUCAAUCUAAAUCGAAGAAGUAGGAAGCUGGAAGCUAAUACUGAUGUGAAACCGAAGAUGAGUGCGUGAACUGUGAUAAUGCUGUGUUUGCUGUUUCCCUGAAGAAAUUCCAUAUAGUUGGGUAGGAAUUAGGAAAGCAUGUUUAGCACAAAGUUACGGUGUAGUUUGCAACCAGUUUUGUUCUGUGUCACAUCAGUCCUUUUUUUUUUUUGUGUGUUGAAGCUUGCGUCUAAUUUUCCGAUCCAUUAAAACAUACUUAGCCGUGGGCCAA
Molecule: messenger RNA, 704 nt
Organism: Phragmites australis (common reed)
Lineage: Eukaryota; Viridiplantae; Streptophyta; Magnoliopsida; Poales; Poaceae
Exons: 3
Coding region: 16-456 (146 amino acids)
Source: RefSeq, a predicted model, not a curated record